AUGUUCUCUAAAACUGCUGCACGGUCCAAGAGCUACUUUCUUCGGUUACCAGCCGCUGCCGUGGCCAUGGGACAUAGCACAGUGGUACAACCUUUCCGCCGUAUGCGAACGAAAGUACGAAAGACCACUGCAAAAUUCCGUCGGCACACCCCCCUAGCUCCCGCAAUCGAGGACGGCGCGCACAACACAGCUGGAUUACCACCCGUACUAGCACCUUUAUCACCUCUGGAAAUUGAAACGUGGUACCAGCGCUCCCCAUCCCCGCCCCCACCCUCGUCUCCCGCUUCCACACCAUCGUUGCAAAACCACUCUGAUUCUGAUUCUGAUGCUGGAUCUCAACGACAAGACCCCGAAGACUUCGAUGCUCGGUCUACCUCUCAAGUGAGCGGGAACCCGCUAUGGGCACAGAGGUUCCUGCCCGGGCUCAGGAUCCCCAACGGCUCCGACAUGAACAACAAUGCUGGCGCCCAAUCGUUAUCCCCCAUAUCCCCCCUGCCCUCCCCUGUAUCGCCUUCCCCGCUAUACCCCUCAAACAUGAUUUCCCCGAUGUCAUUUUAUUCUCAAGAUUCUAUACCCCAUAAUGAUCACUUCUGCUCCUCUACGAUUGAUACGACGAUAUCAUUGACGACACCUACUACCGACAUUUUCACGAACACAAAUACGAAUAUCAACGACAACGAGAAUGACGAGGACCUUACGCCCUAUGGAUACGAAUAUACCAAUGCCCAGGUGUUCGGCGGAAGCUCGCCCACUGAGUAUACGGUCGACGGCCAGGCGAAUAGCAGUACUAUACCCUAUGAACUCCGGACGAAUGCCCUGAGGUUCAGUGGAAGCGAGGCUAUUGAAUAUACAAUAGAAGGGCCGUAUGGGACACGAAUGAAGGAGUUACCUUCUCCACAUAUCGAAGACAUUCAAGACAUUGACCCCUUAGAACUCGGCCCUCCUGCUCAAGCUACAACAAUCAUAGGGCUUCCUGCUGAAACCUCCCUCAACCAUAUUCUCUCUGGCCAGGACUUCACCGUCAUCAUUAAUGGACCCUCACCAGCGGACUCUGCUUUUGAUGUCCAAGCCAUCGAUGAAAUUCAACGCGAGAUAGUAAACGCUUGUCUCCCAUUAGCAAAAAUCGACAUCGAAGUUGCGUCAGGAUGCGAGGAGGUCGCCUACGCUGGAAAUGUCCUCAACGAUCUACUCUGUGUCCUCCAAUCCUGCUCUAUCUCCCCAAACGAGAUCGCCGUACGGCUCCCCUUCAUGCAGCACCAAGACGCCAGCACAGGCAUCAGCCACGCUAUGCUACAGGCACUGAAGAAUAUCCCUCCACUCGUCCCAUGGUGGCGCCAUGGAAGGAUGGACAUUGGCCAGCUAACUCGCCUCACCUUAGUAUACCCUCUCCCACUCGACGAUCUGAUCGAAAUGCUUUCCCGAACCCCAUGCGUCGAGGAGCUCAAUGUCACAUGCAUACUAGCUCCAAACGCUACUUUCUCGGUGGAUUUCAGCAAGUACACCGUUCUUAGCAGGUUAUCCUCACUCAAUCUCGAGUCGAUGGUUGACCUGGAGGCCUUCUUCGAGUUGAUCAAUACCCCCAAUCUCAAUCGGCUCAAUUUGAAAAUACGCGAGGCUGCGACACCCGAUGCCUACAAUGUUCGAUGGGAUAGAUUGGGGCACGUGAACGUAAACUGCCCCAUGACGGCCGAAGUAGAGAGUGCUUUAGUCGAACGCUGCAGAGAACUCAUAUCGGAAGGGAAAAUGAUGAUUAAUCAGUAA
Molecule: messenger RNA, 1761 nt
Organism: Pleurotus ostreatus (oyster mushroom)
Lineage: Eukaryota; Fungi; Basidiomycota; Agaricomycetes; Agaricales; Pleurotaceae
Exons: 2
Coding region: 1-1761 (586 amino acids)
Source: RefSeq, a predicted model, not a curated record